GCGAUACGACCAAAGAAACUUUGAGCGAGAUUACGACCAGCGAGACCGUGACUCCCGAGGUCCCCCGACGUCGGCCAGUGAGAAGCCCAGCAAGAUCAUCAUGCUGAGGGGGCUGCCACAGUCGGUGGACGAAGAUGAGAUCCGUUUAGAGCUGCAAGCUUUUGGUGCACCCCUGAAGGAAGUCAGGCUCAUGAAAAGGAAAGAAACAGGUGCCUCCCGCGGCUUUGCCUUUGUGGAGUUUGAAAACUUGCAGGACGCAACUCGCUGGAUGGAACAGAAUCAGCACCAGCUGAUGCUGCGUGGCCAGCGUGUGAACAUGCACUACAGCACACCCAAGCCUCAAAAGGAAGAGGACUGGCAGUGUAGUAAGUGUGGGGUGCACAACUUCAAGCGCCGAGACCACUGUUUCAAAUGUGGCAUAUCCAGAGAAGAAUCGUCAAAGACACUGAAGGAGGGAGAGGGGUACAAUGAAGUGGGCUCACAGCCAUCCAAUACUCUGAUCUUCCGAGGUCUGGACACCCUGACGACAGAGGAGACUAUCCGGUCGACGCUGGGCGCUCUGUCCACGGUCCACAUCCACAGCAUCCGGCUGAUCAAGGACAAGCUGACGCACACCUCGCGGGGAUUCUGCUUCGUGGAGAUGAACACGCUGGAGGAGGCUGCACAGAUGAUGGACGUGCUUAUGGCAGUUAGACCUGCCUUCGCUAUCGAUGGGAAACAAGUGAAUGUUGCCUUUGCCAAACAGGGAAAAGCAGGAAGUAGUGCCCCAAGUGGAGUUGCCGCGGCUGCAAUAGAAGCCGCUCAGUGGUCGCAGGCACAAGCACAGGGGACCGACCAAUCAUGGGACCAGACACAGCAGCAGUACAGUACAGAGCAGGGACAGCAGGCGUUUGCGGCGGCCGCCGCCGCCCAGGACGGGCAGUUCCCCCAGGACCCAGCGGACUAUGCGGCGUACUUCCAGAGCGGGGACUACGCUGCGUACUACCAGCAGCAGGGCAUUGACCUGGCCCAGUACCAGCAGCUGGCAGCAGCUGCAGCUCAGGCCGCUGCUGCUGCAGGAGGCACGGGUGCUGCGCAGACUGCCCUGGAACAGGUGCAGGCGGCGCAGCAGUUCCAGAAGCAGCAGCAGAUCAUCCAGCAGCAGAUCGUGACGCAGAUGCAGCAGCAGCAGAAGCUGAGCGAGCUCACCACGGAGGAGAGACUGGCAUUGCAGGUGGGUGAAAUGACAGCACAAGAGCUCGGGCGACAGGCGCAGCAGUGGUCACAGCAGGUAGCUCAGUACCAGCAGGUCAUUGACCCUGCCGCGGUGGCGACCCAGGUCAUCGCCGCGACAACCGCUGCCGCCGUGGCAACCACCGUCCCGGUCUCCACGGCAACUGUCGCCCCGGCGACAAGCCAGGCGGCCGUCUCCACGGUGACCACUCCGGCCAUGCCCGCCCUGACCAUCCCCUUGGUUUCAUUGGACCAACCCAGUUACCCUGUCUACCCUACCCCAGACCUGUCCACCUUCCAGUAUGAUGAGACGUCAGGGUAUUACUACGACCCACAGACUGGGCUCUACUACGAUGCCAACACACAGUACUUCUACAAUUCUCAGACUCAGCAGUACCUAUACUGGGAUCAGGAGAAACUGUCGUACCUGCCUGCACCAACCGACGCAGCGGAACAACAGGGCGGUGACGGCAAGGACAACAGGGAGGAGAAGAAGAAAAAGAAGGAAAAAUCUGCUCAAAAGAUUGCUAAAGACAUGGAGAGGUGGGCCAAGAGUCUGAACUCCAUGAAGGAGACAAAGAAGUUUGUCCCCAUCGGCAUUGGCAUUAAACCUUCCCAGAAGUCUGGAGAGGAGAAACUGUCAGCUACUGCUGAUGCCGGUUACGCCAUUCUAGAAAAGAAGGCCUCCCUUGCAGAAAGACAGCAGUCGGUGUUGGAAGCCUUACAGAGAAAAAAGGAAGAAGAUGUCAAGCCCAGCCCUGUGGCCCAGAACUCCCUGGUGGAUGCCUACGGCGGCGGCAGUGACAGUGAAGAGGAGGAGGAGGACUCCCAGAAGAGGCAGACGUCCCUGGCACCUGAUGAGGAACAGCUCCUGGACUGGAAGAGGAUGGCCUGUCUGCUCUGUAAGAGACAGUUCCCCAGCAAGGAGGCUCUGUCCAGACAUCAGCAGCUGUCUGAUCUACACAAGACUAACCUGGAGAUGAGAAGAAGAUCAGUGAUGAGUGCUGAGGAACUGGAGGCACUAGAGAAAAGAGAAAGAGAGAUGAAGUACAGAGACAGAGCAGCAGAGAGAAGACAAAAAUUUGGCAUUCCAGAACCCCCACCUCCCAAGAGGAAAAGGGAGGACUAUCUCGGCAAAGUGCAAAGUUCGUACGAGGAGCCCACCAAACACGGGAUCGGCAGUGAGAACAUCGGGAACAAGAUGCUGAAGGCCAUGGGCUGGGCGGAAGGCACGGGGCUGGGCAAGAAGAAACAGGGAAUCACAGCACCCAUCACGGCGGAAAAGCGUACCAUGGGUGCAGGUCUGGGCAUGAAGGGGAGCUCCUACGGUACAGAGGCAGGCGACACUUACAAGGAGUCUGUCAAGAAAAUCAUGAGACAAAGAUACUACGAGACAUCGUAACAUAACAGAACUGGCAUUGUUCCCAUCUUAGGCCUUUCUGUAUUGUAUGUAGUCAUGUUAAUAAGUCUUCGGAAAUCAUUCCUGUGUGUAAAAUAAGUUCAUAAACAGGGCAAAAUGUAUGUCGGUUAGGCCACAGUGUCUUUUCACAACUUACAGGCAGUAUCAUUUGGUAUAUCAACUACACAUGUUUUACAACAAUAGCCCUUACAGUACACACUUCACAUGGAAUAGAAUCUGAUGCUUGUAAUUAUUGAAAUAUUUCCUAACCUUAACUUCUUGAACAUUUUAAAGUUGUACAUAUUAAAAGUUUAUUUGUACGAAAUGACUCAUUUUUCAUGGCAACUCUACAGAAUAUUGUUAUCUGUGUAGCCAACAAUCGUGUCAGGUAGAAUGCAUACAACUAAUGGUGCAUUCUUUGAUUAGUUGGUAGUUUUGCUUUCAUUAGCAUUAACUGUAGCUUACAAGACAAGCUUGUAUAGUCCCUAGUUUCUACACGUGUAAAAGAAACAGUACUCUUUUUAGGGUAAAGAAUGAAGAUUAUCGCAUUGUGCCAUACACUUACAUCAGGACAUCAGCAUCUGUAUACAAAAAUUAAUGUGGUAGAACUACUUUCAAGCCAAUGCUUGAACCAUAAUGGCAUUUCCUUAUAGUCUGAUCUACAGGAAUAUGUCACCACUGCAGGCAUGUCCCAGUCUUGUACAUACAUCUCUUCAAUGUUUUAUUAGUUCUUACAGGGGACUCAAUCACUGCCAAGAUGUUGCACCUUUUGGUUUGUAUAUUAAAAAGAAAAUAGUGCUGAA
Branchiostoma belcheri (Belcher's lancelet) is the source of this 3414-nucleotide messenger RNA. Its product is annotated as RNA-binding protein 10-like. Gene Ontology annotation, molecular function: RNA binding. The coding region runs from base 101 to 2614 and encodes 837 amino acids. Gene Ontology annotation, cellular component: nucleus. NCBI's taxonomy places the organism in Eukaryota, Metazoa, Chordata, Leptocardii, Amphioxiformes, Branchiostomatidae. Gene Ontology annotation, biological process: mRNA splicing, via spliceosome. The transcript is spliced from 21 exons. The record is from RefSeq and is a predicted model, not a curated record.